Molecule: messenger RNA, 915 nt
Organism: Dermacentor silvarum
Lineage: Eukaryota; Metazoa; Arthropoda; Arachnida; Ixodida; Ixodidae
Exons: 3
Coding region: 15-374 (119 amino acids)
Source: RefSeq, a predicted model, not a curated record
UCGCACAUCGUCCUAUGAGUCAAGAGCUGCAUUACGGGAUCGACAGCAAUGAGCCGGACGAAAGUGAAGACUCCCGAGCCGACACCUGUGAAAGUGAAGCUGAUGACGACGCCGAAACGCUCCGAAGUACACAGUCCUCCCCAGAAGCCAGCUGUUCACAGCCACCAAGGAAGCGCACCAGACACCGCAAGCACUCGGAGCUGCGUGAACUGUUCGCCGAUCACCAAAGCAGAACUGCCGAACUCUUAAGACAGCACACAGACAUGAUAUUUCAACAGCAGCGGCAGCUUUUACAGGAGGAACGGAAUAGCAUGAAUCAGCUCAUGGCAAACAUUACAACCUCCUUGCUUCAAGGCACUCAAGCCCUUUUGUAACAAGUGUUCAGCCAACAGAUGCAAAUGACAGGCCACCAGCCAGCAGUGUUCAGCUUUCCUGCACAAGAACCUUUCGUCACAACAGAGGUGGUCUCCAAUAUCGCAAGCUUCCAACCAUGUCAACCAUCAAACUCGACGCAAGAUAUACCAGCGCAACCAAACUUUCCUGGCUCAACCACAUCAAGGUCGCCUCGCUCAUAGCUGACUCAUAUGAAGUGUGUUUCAUUGAGUGCUAGAAACAGCUGGUGCUCUCUGAUGUUUGUUAAAAAAUUGCUCACAGGUACUGUAGUACACUUUCGUUGUUUUUUCUGUGGGUCGCACUUAAUACAGUGUCAUUAUUUUUUGCGUGUGUGUGUUAAGGCAAUCUGUGGUGCCGUCUCACUCACGUUUUGUUUUGCUGGACCCAUAUUAAUUUUUUGCGCGUUUUAUCUCAAGUAAGGAAGCUGUGGUGUCUAGCCAUUGGUUAUUUUUUUCCUCUGGGUCGACUCAUUUGUUGGUGGCUCAUAAUGAGUGCGCUUUGCUAAGUGCUGAAAACAGCUGG